AAAUAAACGUAAUCUUAAACUAACAAAUAUGAAGCAACCGUUCACUGCUUCCUCUUCUUCUUCAUCUCUAAUCAGAAAGGCCCGUCUCUCUCCUUACCUCUUCACUUUAUUAGCCUUCAUUGUCUUUGUUGCCAUCCUUUACGGCGAGGACUUCGUGUGCCUCCUUGGCCAACUUGACCCCAACGUGGACCGGCUAGCAACCAUAACCGAGAAGAGGUGGGAGAAGCUACCUUUCUCAAUAGGGAAGACCCCAGAUGGUUGUGACUUGUUUAGUGGGAGAUGGGUGUGGGACGAUUCAACUCGGCCUCUUUACGAAGAAUCGGAGUGUCCGUACAUACAGCCACAGUUGACAUGUCAAGAGCAUGGCAGGCCUGAUAAGGAUUAUCAAUACUGGAGAUGGCAACCUCAUGGCUGUGAUCUUCCCAGUUUUAAUGCCACUUUGAUGCUUGAGACCUUACGAGGAAAAAGAAUGAUGUUUGUUGGCGAUUCCUUAAAUCGAGGUCAAUAUGUCUCCAUGGUCUGUCUUCUUCACAGACUCAUCCCUGAAGGCCAAAAAUCCAUGGAAACGUUCGAUUCUUUAACAGUCUUCACUGCCAAGGAAUACAAUGCAACAAUUGAGUUCUAUUGGGCACCAUUUCUCCUUGAAUCAAACUCGGAUAAUGCCAUCGUUCAUAGAAUAUCAGAUAGAAUUGUGAGGAAAGGUUCGAUCAAUAAACAUGGCAAAAAUUGGAAAGGCGUUGAUAUUAUUGUCUUCAAUACUUACCUAUGGUGGAUGACUGGCCUCAAGAUGAAAGUCUUGCACGGUUCUUUUGAAGAUGAAACGAAAGAUAUCAUAGAGCUGUCAACUGAGGAUGCCUAUCGUAUGGCAAUGAAAAGCAUGUUGAGAUGGGUGAGAAAGAAUAUGGACCGCAAGAAAACAAGGGUCUUUUUCACUAGCAUGUCACCUUCUCAUGGCAAGAGCAUAGAUUGGGGAGGCGAAGCGGGUCUUAACUGUUUCAAUGAAACGACUUUGAUAAACAAUGCCACGUACUGGGGAUCGGAUUGCAGGAAAAGCAUAAUGGAAGUAAUUGGAGAUGUGUUUAGGAAAUCAAAAUUCCCCAUCACAUUUCUUAACAUCACACAACUCUCAAAUUACCGCAAAGAUGCGCACACCUCAAUACACAAGAAGCAAUGGAAUCCCCUGACUCCUGAGCAAAUUGCUAAUCCUGUCAGCUAUGCAGAUUGUGUGCACUGGUGUUUGCCAGGCCUUCAAGACACCUGGAACGAACUCUUAUUUGCCAAGCUGUUCUAUCCUUAACAUCCACUGGCAAGUGAAACCUGUUGUUUUUUUCAAGUGGGAAUUGAUGUUGGUACAGAGGUGUGAUUUUCAUUGGAAAUUGUGGUGCAUGGGAAAAUGCGAACAGGAUGAGAAAAUUGUAAAGAGAUUAGAUGACCAUGUGUAAAAUACUGUUGCAGAAGAAAAUUCACGGGAAAAUUGAAUUGAUUUGUUCCGGUUGCAAAAUCAAA
Messenger RNA from Populus nigra (black poplar), 1506 nucleotides. RefSeq names its product protein trichome birefringence-like 33. The transcript is spliced from 6 exons. Gene Ontology annotation, molecular function: O-acetyltransferase activity. The record is from RefSeq and is a predicted model, not a curated record. NCBI's taxonomy places the organism in Eukaryota, Viridiplantae, Streptophyta, Magnoliopsida, Malpighiales, Salicaceae. Gene Ontology annotation, cellular component: Golgi apparatus. Bases 29 to 1297 code for a protein of 422 amino acids.